Molecule: messenger RNA, 886 nt
Organism: Cyprinodon tularosa
Lineage: Eukaryota; Metazoa; Chordata; Actinopteri; Cyprinodontiformes; Cyprinodontidae
Product: claudin-4-like
Exons: 1
Coding region: 110-733 (207 amino acids)
Biological process (GO): bicellular tight junction assembly; cell adhesion
Cellular component (GO): plasma membrane; bicellular tight junction
Molecular function (GO): structural molecule activity
Source: RefSeq, a predicted model, not a curated record
CUCGUACCCUGCACUAACAUUCACUGUUGCGAUCUCCCUCAAGUGAGACUUGGAUAAAGACAAAGCUUUUGGACAAUUUCCUUUUAGAAGCAGAGUUACCUUCUGAGACAUGGUGUCUGCAGGAAUACAGAUCUUGGGCAUUGCCCUUGCCAUCAUCGGCUGGAUUGGGUCUAUCAUUACCUGCGCUCUCCCAAUGUGGAAGGUCACAGCGUUCAUCGGUAGUAAUAUCGUCACUGCUCAGACCAUUUGGAAGGGAAUCUGGAUGGAAUGCGUUGUUCAGAGCACAGGCCAGAUGCAGUGCAAGGUUUAUGACUCCAUGCUGGCUCUUGACCAAGAUCUUCAAGCAGCCCGGGCAUUGAUUAUAGUUGCCAUUCUUGUCGGCAUCGUUGCCAUUCUUCUAGCCGUUGCAGGGGGCAAGUGCACCAACUGCGUGGAGAAUGAGAGCUCCAAAAUCAAGAUUUGCAUUGCAGCAGGAGCCAUGUUUAUCAUCGCUGGUGUUAUGUGCCUCAUCCCUGUUUCCUGGACGGCAAACACUGCCAUAAGAGACUUCUACAAUCCAAUGUUAGUUAAUGGACAGAAAAUGGAGCUGGGAGCAGCACUCUUCAUCGGUUGGGGGUCCGCUGCUCUGCUCAUCCUGGGUGGGGGACUUCUCUGUGCCACCUGCCCUCCCAAAGAUGAGUACUCUGCCAAGUACUCAGCUCCUCGUUCAACUGCUCCGAAGGACUACGUCUGAGAGGGUGAAAGCUUUAAGAAAAGACUGUGCUUUAUUUCUGAAAUGUUUUUCCUAGUGACUGUUUUGUGUUUAGGAUUUAGUCUGAUGCUUUCUCGCUGAGCUCUUUGAAUCAUCAUGGGAAAAAGACACGGACCACACCCAAAUAACUGUAGC